Molecule: messenger RNA, 774 nt
Organism: Linderina pennispora
Lineage: Eukaryota; Fungi; Kickxellomycota; Kickxellomycetes; Kickxellales; Kickxellaceae
Product: NAD(P)-binding protein
Exons: 1
Coding region: 1-774 (257 amino acids)
Molecular function (GO): oxidoreductase activity
Source: RefSeq, a predicted model, not a curated record
AUGCACUCAACCUCGAACAGUACUAACGUCGCAAUUGUCACUGGUGCCUCGCGUGGAAUUGGCAAGGCCAUUGUGCUCCACUUGUUGUCAGAGGAUGUAUCCGUCGUUGGGCUUGCACGUAGUGCCAGCACCCUCAGCGCCCUCUCGGAGGAGGUUUCCAGGCUCCAGACCUCCGCCAAGUUUAUUCCUAUCGCCGGUGAUGUCACUGAUCAGACAGUUCAGCAACAAACGGUCGAUCUUGCCGCGCAGAACGGCACACUUGUUGCCCUUGUCAACAACGCUGGUGUUGAAGGACAAUACGCGGCAAUUGCAAGCGGUACCGUUGAAGACUUGACGCUUCAAUUUGCGGUCAAUGUCAUUGCACCAACGAGUCUGAUCCAAAAGGCUUUGCCGCAGCUGCGCCAGUCAAAGGGCAGGAUCAUUAAUCUCUCGUCGGCUCUUCAUAAAACGGCUCUCAAGAACAAGUCUGGCUAUGGCGCAUCCAAGGCAGCCCUCAACUAUAUCACCGAGACCCUGGCACUAGAGGAGCCCGAUAUCACUGCUGUUGCGAUUCACCCGGGCCUUGUUGAAACGGACAUGACGAGGGGUUUCGUAGACAGGAUGGCAGUGGGCGGAGCAGAAGAAACUGCAAUGGUUGAUAAUAUGCGAUCUGCCAUGAUUCAGACUGCGCUUCCAGGCCAUAUCAUAGGAAACCUUGCGCUCUAUGCAGACCAUGAGCUGAGUGGAUCUUAUGUGGAGUACGACGAGCCCAGGCUGUCCAAGUACGCCGAAUAG